GCUUUGCGGUCGUUCUCGUAAGUAGGACUCUUGACAGGUAUAAGAGCAAUCAGCAUCUCAACUACGAAUCACUUCUUCAUCACUCCGUCUCAUAAGAACAUUCCCUGUCUCAGGAUCUUCAUUUCCUAUCAUCGUAAACUUACAUUCAUUCACUAGCUGGUCUACCUAACUUUUAGAAUUACCUGCUGGUACAGGAUGCAUUUCCAAACUUCAGUCACCAUCAGCCUUCUGGCUAUCAUCCAUCUCGUGGCCGGCCACGGUGCGAUCGUCAACGCAGUUGGUGACCAGGGUGGUCAAGGUAUGGCUCUUGGUAUUGAUCCAAGCACUCCACGGGAUGGCUCGAGGAGGAAUCCAUUCCAGAGAGACUCUACUCGUUUUCGAGGGGCUGCGAAGGCUACGUGUGGUGAAACUCUUGCGGGAGGCGACAACGAUAUCCAGGCCGGAACCCAAGCUAUCUUGCAGAUGACUGGUGGCCAGCUUCCUCAGAUUUCGCCUGGCGGAGAGAUCACCAUGACCGUUCAUCAGGUCAACGGUGAUGGAGCGGGUCCUUACACCUGCAUGAUUGACACCUCGGGCACUGGCACGAACUGGCAGGCAAUCGACGUCACACAACAAGUGCCAGGCAAUAAUGGUCGAAGCCAAGCGAGAGCAACUGACAUUCCUCUCAAAGCAGCCAUCCCAGACGGUACUACUUGCACUGGUACAGUUGCUGGCCAACAGAACGUAUGCAUGGUUCGCUGUCAGAAUCCUGCUCGUGCAGGUCCAUUCGGUGGUUGUGUUCCUGUCCAGAUGGGAGGGGCCGCAGCUCCAGCCACAGGUAAUUCCACGACGCCGGCAGCUGGCGCUGCCAACGCCGCGGCUGCAGACGAGGCUGCUGCAGAUGCAGCUGAGGAAGACUAG
Molecule: messenger RNA, 900 nt
Organism: Verruconis gallopava
Lineage: Eukaryota; Fungi; Ascomycota; Dothideomycetes; Venturiales; Sympoventuriaceae
Exons: 3
Coding region: 196-900 (234 amino acids)
Source: RefSeq, a predicted model, not a curated record